This is a messenger RNA of Nannochloropsis gaditana CCMP526, 3963 nucleotides long. RefSeq lists its product as uncharacterized. Gene Ontology annotation, molecular function: protein kinase activity; ATP binding. The transcript is spliced from 2 exons. Bases 1 to 3963 code for a protein of 1320 amino acids. The record is from RefSeq and is a predicted model, not a curated record. Gene Ontology annotation, biological process: protein phosphorylation.
AUGAGCCUUGGCGGUGCCGAGAGUAACAGGAGCAAUAGGGAGAACAGUGUGCGAAGCCGGAGGGAGGGCGCGUCCCGGGGCAGGAGCCCCACGCCGGUCCCGAUUUGGAGUGAAGACGCCCUGGAAAAGGCUCCAGUGGACGAGGAGGAGAAGGACCUGUCAGAGCCUUUGCCGCCGCGGGAGGAGGGAACGCCUUACAAGGGACGGAAGGACGGGGCCACGACCAGGGGGCGAAGGAGGGUGGAUACAAGUGGGGCACAGGAGGAAGGGGGGGAGGUCGGGGUCGUCAUUCAGUCGCUGCAUGCCCUGGCCUUGGGCGCAGAUAGCAGUGAGAGCGCUCAUAGUUGUACGGGGAGGGAAAGGGGCGACGGCAGCAGCAGUACCCGUACCCUUGGGGAUGCCUGUGACGAGUCUGGCCGCAGGAGCAAGGACCCUUUCCGCGAGAGGGACGUCGAGACUCACCCUGAAAUCAGCACUGGUCUGGGCGACAGCCGGGAUGGCGCGUCAUGGAACGCACGAAGCUCGGUCGUCCACGCAGAGCCGAAAAUCCCCGAAGGCAUCUUUCACGUAAAGAGCGCCAGUCCCCGUCGGUACCACAAUGCGGGUUUACCUCAAGGCCAAGAUGACGACAGCCAGCCGGUUGGAGCGCGCUUGGAGACGCGCGGGACAGGGCCGUGGGACAGAGAAGGAGACAUGGCUUGGGGGACCACACCGGCGGCCGUGGCGAUCAGGGUUCGCCCCACAAAGGCCGAAGCAAGCGAGGGGGAACAGGACAGUCUGAUAAGCUGGGGGGGGCUCUCCCUCCUUUCCGAUAGGGCUGACGACGCGCCUGGCAGUGACGGCAAGGAGUCCUCCUUCCUCCUGCACACCCGUCGCAGCAUGGAGACUACGGCCAGCACCGCGUCCUACCCCGUUAUGGGCAGAAACAUGGCUCAGGCGCAGCCGAUGUCCCCCUCUGAAGUGGCCGGGAGCGACAGGGUGCGGAGGAGCGAGGUAUCCCCCGUCUCGGUCAUUCCGUACACGAGCAGGAACCUCGGGAACGGUUCUAGAAAAGGGUCUGUGUCUCCCUUACCCACCGCCCUUUCCCCCAUGGAGAGGUGGGAGGAGGGCGGGAGGGAGGACGGGGCGCUGUGGCUGGCCUCGGUCCGCUUGAGCUCCUCCGUGCCGCAUUCCUCCCUGCAUCCGCUGCAAUACCCGGGCGAUCCUCACAGCCAGGGCCACAGCCACGGCCCCCACACUUUCGAAACCCCCAUGGGCGGGAAGCGUCGGGACUGGGGAGAAUCGACCCGCGCCAGCUCUGCCUCCAUCGAGCGCUUGACCCUGCGUUUCCAAUCCUCCGUGGCGGAGGGAGGUGAUCAAGGCGGGGGGGAGGAAGGGUGCAUCUCGGCCUUGCCGUCUCACUUGCGGUACGGGAUGCAUUCCCCUCCCUUGUCCCAGACAACCCCUCCCGUGCCUGUAUUGGAGCCUCCGGAGAAGGUGAGAAGGGGCAGUCGGCGGCUCUCUUUAGCGCGUCCGGCACGCCCGCUCCAUCGAGAGGAAGAUGCUUCCCCGCCCUUGUCGCCCCGGUCGCCUGGGAAGGAGGGCGACAGUGGAGGUGCCGAAGGAGGAGGGGGGAGGAGGUACCUGGGGCCGGGGGAAGACGACUUAAGGCCACGCUCCCUCCAGUCGGGGGGUUGCGCUCUGGAAGCGGACGGGAUCAGGGCGCGGGGAAGGAACCAGGGCCUGGAUGGAGGGAAUGGAGGGACGCACAGGGGGUCGUUGACGCUCAGUCCUCCCUCCUGGCCGUUUGAGGGCGGUGCCUGCCAGCGACAGCCGGAGGACGACGCGGGUGAGAAGGAAGACGAAGCCAGAGCUGCCGCUGCCCUCCGGAAAAAACGCGCCUCCGCGGCCAAAGCCCGCCGUGUUUCCAUGGGGCUGGCGGCUCGCGCCUCUUUGAUCAAACAGCACCUGGAAGCAUGGCGCCAAGGCGGCCUACCCUGUCUCGCGCCUUUUCCCGCCGUGGAAGCAACGGGGGGGCCGACGAAGGAGCGCGAACAGACGGAAGGGACGAAGAUGGACGUCGCUUCUCGACGAGCCCCGCACCAAAGCCGAGCCUCCUUGUGUUCGGCCUUGGGGGGGUUGAGCCUCCUGGGCGGGGUGGCCAGUCCCUCCGAGGAGGGAGGAAAGAGCGGGCCGGGAGAGAAGUCCUUGCUCCUGUCCACGCCGGCUGUGCACAGGCGGAUCAGUGAGGGAAGCAGGGAGGAUGAGGAGGAGGGGGAGGUGGAGGAGACUACCAUGCAGGAAGGUGGGUGGGACGAGGGGCGGGACCACGAACAUGGGCUUCGUGAGGCGUGGGCACGUCGAAGCCUCGCCUCCUUCGCCACCUCCAUCCCCGCGUCCGAGCCCCUGUCGGGGAGGGAAGCGCAUGGAGAAGAUUCGUUCAUGCUUGUCGAUGCUCCCCCUGCCCGCAGUCUCCACCGCACCUCCCUUGUCGAGUCCUCCGACCAGCCCCCCGGUCCUUUGGUGCACGGUGUGGGCCUCCUGGGCAAGGAGCUCCUUGCGACGUGCCUGGAGUUCCUGUCCGUCCAAGAAUUGAGGGGACGGGAGCGGAGUCUGGGGUCGGUCUCGAGGACAUGGGCCGUCUCCCUCUUGCAUGCUGAAGCGCGCAUCUACUCGAGUUUUGAAAAGAAGGGGAGUAGGAAAGGAGGGGAAAAUGGCGAGAAAAAACAGGCGCCUCGUCACGACGUGGUGGUGGGCUGGGACCACAUCGCUGAGAAAUUUCCUUGCGGAAAAUUCCUCUCGGAAGGAACCUAUAAGACCGUGUAUGAAGUGUGGGCGAAGGACGGUGAACGGGAACGAGGAGGGAGAGGAGGGCGGGUAGAAGCCUUGUCCGUCAUGGACGUGAACGCGAUCACCGCGAGUGGAAACGCCGCCAUUCUCGCCCAAGAACUCCGCGCUUCCAUUUUGAUGUCGUGGCUGGUGCGACGAGGGAUCUGCCCCAACCAUGUUGAGACCUAUGGUGUCUUACGGACGCAGCACGCCCCCCGAGAGGCCUGGGAGUGUCCACCGGCCAUCUUUCACCGGUACGUUGUACGAGCAAAGGCCAAUGCCCACAAGGGGACUGUCGCACAGGGAUCGGAGGCAUUCUUGAGACACACGGGAGGAAAAGGAUGGGCGUCACUUGCUUCCUCCACGCACGCUCUGCCGCCGCCACCGGUCUUUCCCUCCGUCCCGUCGCGAUCCACGGUUGCUCAGGGUGAUUUGCAACUCAUUCGUAUGGAGCUUUGUCGACAUGGCGACCUGGAGAAGUUCUUGCGGGAGCGGCCCCUCGGUGCCCUGCCCCCUGGCCUCACUCGACUCCUCCUCUUUCAAAUGUGCUUUGCUCUGUACGCGGCGCGGGAGACUUACGCUAUGCGUCACUAUGACCUGAAGCUCCUCAAUUUCCUGCUAGCCGAUUUCUUGGCUCCUGCCUCCGUUGCUUCCUCCCUUCCUGCUUCCACCUUCCCCGACAAAGACAUGCCUCUAGGCUCUUCCCGCGUCCUGCAGGAGCGGCAGAGCCAUUCAGAGGAUCCGCGCUCCAUAAUGGAAGACACCUGGCCAGCCGGCUGCGACAAGAGCAACGCUCACCGUACGAGCAAGGACAGCCGCUGCCCCGCCCCAAACGUUCCUCAGAAGACCCCCCCGUGCCCAGGCACCGUAGGCAAUCCAGCCACGGGGGCGGUGGAAGUACGGUACGGGCUCGGCUUGCACGUGUACCGCCUGCGCUUCCCUCCCUCCCUCCCACUCUGCGUCAAACUCGCCGACUUUGGAACCGCCGACCUGGCUCCCGAGACCUUUGGCCAACCGGUGGGGCUGGAUCAGUUUACCACCUUGGAAAAUACGCCUGUGGAUUUCCUUGUCCUGGGCGAUGGGGCCAAGCAAGACUUCGCUGCGGAUGCCUUUUCUCUGGGCCUAGCAGUGUGGCACUUCCUUACGAGGAGUUGA